Molecule: messenger RNA, 4015 nt
Organism: Bombyx mori (domestic silkworm)
Lineage: Eukaryota; Metazoa; Arthropoda; Insecta; Lepidoptera; Bombycidae
Exons: 13
Coding region: 706-2391 (561 amino acids)
Biological process (GO): nucleoside metabolic process
Molecular function (GO): catalytic activity
Source: RefSeq, a predicted model, not a curated record
UAAACUUCUUACUUGAAAUUAUCAGCCAUAAGUUGACGUCAUUGUCAGUCUGUUUUAUUAGUUAUUUGUCAAUCUAUGUAAUGUAAUCAAAGCAAAUUUUACUGUUAAUUUUAGCUUAAUAAAACCUUAUAUUCAAAGAUUUUCUCUUAUUACAAACAUACUUAAAACAUACUAUUCUUUAUAAAUACUAUUGUUUAAUUUUAUGUUUAAUGAUAUUUCAAUGUUUUUACGUUAUUGCAAGUGCCAUGAUCAUAUAUAGACUGAUAGCGGCGGGUAGAAUGGAACAGACCACUUGGGACAGAUGUCCAUAUUUUUUAUGAACACUUCGUGAACUCAAUUAUUUCAUACGGAACUUUAUUUACCUUUAUUUUUAAAAUUAAAAACAAAAACCUUUCCACACCGUAUGUGUAUAUCGUCGGGCUCAGUCAUUGAAUCUAGUGGCAGUACCCAAAAUGACUAAAAAGGGUAUAGACAUAGUAUGGGCUAUGUUUCUUUUGCUUCGACAGUGAUAGUAGCAAACAAAAAAUUAUAUGUCAAAAUGUCAAACUGGCAGAUUCCAACGGCCAAAUAACUUCACCUCUAAACGAAAGAAAAAUAAAAAUAAAAACCUACAAUUAGAAGUCCAAGGCAUUAAGACAUAGCAUAAAGUGGAAGAGCAGAGAACAUCGGCUAAUAUAUUGAAAACAGUAAAUUUAAGCUGUUACCAUGGCCGAAGUUGAAGAAAAGGUGAUAAUGACACCUAAAUGUAAAACGGCCAAUUCCACAACAUUGGUAGUUGAAAGGAAAGCUGUAGAACCAGAAGCAAGUGACAAAAUACAUAUAGCUGGUGGUGAUCACACUGGUAUUAUUAUCAACAAGCAAGAAACUUAUGAAAAUGGCGUUUCCGAGCCUUGUCAUGCACAAUUGGAAUUCUAUGUUUAUUUGGUAUCGGGAGCUACUGGAACCCACACACGUGAAGCACGUGCUCUAAGGUUCUGGUUUAAACCUCAGAUGACUCCAAACGAAAGGCCUUAUGAAGCCCAGGCCUUUUUCAGAGAACUUGUCAGUCCUCAAGAUUUUCCUAAAGAUUAUGUAGGAUACAUAAAAAAAAUAAUGAAAUUAAUGCAACACAAAUAUCAACAACUGAAAAUGCUUGAAGUAGAAUUAAGACAAGAAGGAUAUGCAUCACCACCACCAGCAUACAUCGAUGACAGUAUAAUAAAUCAAACACCACUAAUAUCAGAACAAAGAGUGCUGGAUAUGAUAGAAAACGCAUAUCCCAACCCCUUAUCUGUGGAUGAUUUUGUCUCUGCCGCCAAAUGGUCGAAAGCAGACGUGAAGGAUGCAUUGGAAUCUUUAGAAGAAAAAGGCCUCACUCGUGCUAUGUCCGAAGGUGUUUAUGUUCGUCAACAUAGCGUAGAUACACAGGUAGUAAAACAGAUGCCAACGUUGAGUUCGUCACGUCAACCCAGUAUUGCAGUCAUAACAGCGUUGUAUUGUGAAAAACAAGCCGUUGAUGCAAUGAUGGACAAUCAAGAAACCUACGUACGUUAUACCACUGUUGGAGAAUCGAAUGUUUAUACAUUGGGAACAAUCGGUGCUCAUCGAGUUGUCACUACUAAACUACCUUCCGUGGGCCGUACCAGAGAAGCAAUGACUGCAGCCGGCAAUACCACUACAAGACUUCUUGGAAUCUUUCAAAAGGUCGAAUACGUUUUCCUAGUCGGCGUGGGCGGAGGAGUACCUCACUAUACGGAUUAUUCGAAACAUGUGCGUCUAGGUGACGUGGUUGUUUCCACGCCGGCGCCAGACUUGCCAGACAAAUACGUAUACGUUUUCUGUGAAAAAGCCGAGAAGAACGCCAAAGGGGGUUGGGAUUUCGAAGUGAAGCCAUACAAGCCAGUUAAUUUCUUAUUGCAAGAUAUCGCUGUGCGUCUCACCAAGUCAAAGGCCUCAUGGGAUUUGUACGUCAAAGAAGGACUCGAUCGUCUCAGAGGAGUCCCGGGACGAUGGGAGCCCCCGGAGAGCAACACCGACAGGUUGUGCGUCGAAGUCGGCAAUGGAGCUUACAUUGAAGUAUCACAUCCAGCGCCACAAGGAGAUCAAACUGACACGCGGGACGGGUUGCGCGUGACGUGCGCGCCCGUGGCGGGCGGGCGCGUGGUAUCGGCGGCGGGCGAGGGGCGGGCCGCCUUCGCCGCCCACACGCGCGCGCUCGCCUACGACUGCGAGCUCGACGCCGUGCUCGACAGCGUCGUCGGCAACUGCAAGGACUGCUUCAUAUCGCUGCGAGGUAUAUCGGACUAUCGCGACGGCACCCGUGGGAAGGACUGGCAGCCCCACGCUGCACUAUGCGCUGCUGCAGUCAUGAAAGCCAUAAUCUGCGCAAUAGACCCACCUCCUUCUGAAUAAUUUUCUUAUCAAACGACUAGAAAUCACAAAAUGAAUUACCACACAAUAUCUUACGCUAUAUUCUAAAUAACGUGUUCAAAGUUAUUCUCAAGAUAUAGAUGAAAGAAAUCUUAAACUUAUUUAAAAUUAACUCGUUAUUAAAUACAUACCUUCAACAAUUAUUUAUUUACAAUUUUCAGUCUUAUGUUAAAUAUUUUAGAACACAGAUAACAAAAAAAUGUGCUUGAUACAGAUUUACUAAAGCCACCUCUAUAACAACAAAUGUUUCUUUGUAAAUUUGUUCUCUAGGCAUUUCUAAAUUGUUGAUGUGAUUUUAAGUGAAAUUGAAUAUAUAUUUUUUUUUUUAUUGCAUAUACGAGUGGACGAGCUCACAGCCCACCUGAUGUUAAGUGGUUACUGGAACCCAUAGACAUCUACAACGUAAAUGCGCCACCCACCUUGAGAUAUAAGUUCUAAGGUCUCAGUAUAGUUACAAUAUAUGAUAGGUAGUUCAGAGAUUUGUUAUAGUACCAUCAGGGUACAACAGGUGGCGCACGGGUAGUUUCAACAGAUGAUAGAUCACUGCCAAGGGAGUUUCAGUUGGGUUUAAUAAUUGAAGGUUCUUAAUUACAAUUGUAUUGUGUGGUCAAUAUAUUUACGUGAAUGCUUUAUAGCACAGCACACUAUAGCACUGAAACUUGACAUUGAUAUGAUAAGUUGAUAAAAAUAAUUAAUUUAAAACAUAUAUGGAAGUACAAGUAUGGAGAAACUAUAGUUGCCUUGGAUGUCUGCCAUAAGAUGAAUCACAUCAAGUGAUAAUAAUAAGCUAAAAUAUAUAUCCUGAUGUCAUAGAUAAAAUAUAUUUACUAGAUGUACAUGUUUACUAUAAUAUUUACAUGCAGAUUAUAGGCAGACUUGUUGAGAUUUUUUUGUAAAAGAAACAGAGAAAAAUACUGGUGAUUUACCAACAGAUUGCUGUUCCAAUCCAUUCAACUAAUUUUACGCUCAAAAGUAAUGUCUUCCUGUUCUAAUUUCUUUAGAUCGGCAAAGAAAGUUCACGAUGAAAUUGAUAUUAUGUAACUUUUACAAAUUAAGAUUGCAAUGUCAUUCCAUUUAAUGAUAUUUAAACAAUAAUUUAUCAGCCCGAGCUUAGAAAGUAUCUUAGGUUAAUAAAUUUAGAACUAACCUAUUUAUAUUGUACUAACUGCCAUAGACGGCCUAUUUAUAAUAUGAAAUGUUUAAAAUCUGUUAUGAAAAAAACCAAAGUAUGGACUUUUGAUGUUUUAUUGAACAUCAAGUCUAGUCGCCUCUAUUGUGAAACAUUGUUAAAAUAUUUAUUACAACCUACUUGGUGGAACAUUGUAUUUUUAAAAUUAAUAUGUUUAUAGAUUGUUGACAAAAAAAACUUCAUAUAAUAUCAAGUUAUUAUUGUACCUACCAACAUAUUAUAGACAAAUAUUAACCUAAAAGGAUGUAUGUAAAAUUGUUAUUUUAUUUAAUCAUUAGAAUAAUAAUAUAUUGCAUAAAUUUAAUACAGAAAAUUUAAUUUUUUAAAUUUUCUUUGCCACUAACUUUAAUUUCUAGUAUUGUUUAUUUAGUGUUUACUGUAUUUGCGCACAAAUAAAGUUUACAUAUUAAUCAAGUA